UGUGCUUGGCGGUAUAAAAGACCGCGUAUCUUGAGACUUUGGCACUUGCUACAUUGAACAGCUACGAUACACUAAGUCUGAGAGAACUGCUAUUUCUAAACUGAUCAAAUUCAUCGAAUACGCUCAACAAAGAUCGAGUUCACCAAUCUCACGCCAUGUCAUAUGGGCAGAGCUUGGUGGCUUCUCUCCAGCAAACCAUCCAAAGGCUGGAGAGGGAAAGCGCCAAACUGGAAAAGACCCUCGCAUCGAACGAGCGAAACUCCACCUGCAUCCGUCAUGCCAACACCAACCUACAAUUGGAAAUCAAGAAGUUGACACCAAGGGUGAAUGCGAUCAGGUGUAAGCGCGAGGAGCUGCGCCAGUGGCGUUUGGAUAUGGAGGAAAGCUCAAAAACGCGCGAACAAAUGCAAACCCGAGUAGAAGACCUUCAGCAGAAGAAUUCUGACCUCCACGACAAGCUGGAGUCUCUGCAGGGGGACAUGUCAGCGCUCAGGAGGGACCGUCAGGCUGAUAAAGAGGACAUCACGUCUCUCCGUCGCCUCAAGAAUGGCCUUGAGCGCGAGAUGGAGCUGGGAGAAUGGUGUCUUCUUCAGCAGGACGAGUUGAUGGAGCGGAAAAAUGCUGCUACUCAGGAGCUGAUCUCGGCCGUCCAUGAGUACUCAGAGCACAUCGACUCGCUGACCGAGAGAAAGGCUGAACUGGAGCUUGAGAUGAAGAGCGCAACGGAGAAAUACCAAGCACCUGUCCAAAAGCCUCGUACCUUGUAUGAGGAAUUGGAAGAAGCCAUGCGCCGUGAAGAGGCAACACCCGUGGCCUCCGAAAUUGCUCCUGCAGCACCUUUGACGGACCCAGUCCACGAGGCUACACCUGAGAAACCUGUGGCUUCUGAAAGUGUCCCUGAUGGAUCAGUGGUGGAUGAUGGUCACUAUUGCAGAAGGCCAGCUCUCCUGAAUGCCGUCCGCUUGCCAGCCCUCCUGAACAGCUUCCGCAUGCCAGCUUUCCUAAACAGCUUCCGCAUGCCAGCUGUCCUGAAAGGCUUCAGCAUGUCAGCUCUGGAUGGAUACGGGAUUCCAACUCUCAUCAAUGGGAUCAGCUUCAGUCUGGGCUUCUGGUUCACCAUCUACUUCUUCCUGAUGCUGGUGACCACCUUCAUCAUGCCCCAGUGCCACGCUGGUGGACGGCUGGAGUGCCGGGACCUGCUGACCCAGGCUCUGCCCAGCGCGAUGAAACCAUACUCCCAAGUGACCUACUUGCGUCCACCACCCUUCUGAUGGUCACUCCCAGUGGACAUAUAGUGGGCAGGCAUUUACGGAUUUGGACUUAUUGGAUUUAUCGGACUUGGCUUUUACUGGAUUUAUAUUGGACUCAUAGUUUAUUUUUUUAUUAUUGUAUUCAAUGACUUUUAACAGAUUAGCUUCACAUCAGGACAUUUUUCCAAAAUAAAACACACUAAAUUCCA
Engraulis encrasicolus (European anchovy) is the source of this 1459-nucleotide messenger RNA. RefSeq names its product coiled-coil domain-containing protein 102A-like. The record is from RefSeq and is a predicted model, not a curated record. The coding region runs from base 156 to 1271 and encodes 371 amino acids. The transcript is spliced from 3 exons. NCBI's taxonomy places the organism in Eukaryota, Metazoa, Chordata, Actinopteri, Clupeiformes, Engraulidae.